Messenger RNA from Nicotiana attenuata, 1236 nucleotides. RefSeq names its product cytochrome c-type biogenesis protein CcmE-like. Gene Ontology annotation, biological process: protein-heme linkage; cytochrome complex assembly. The transcript has a single exon. Lineage: Eukaryota; Viridiplantae; Streptophyta; Magnoliopsida; Solanales; Solanaceae. Gene Ontology annotation, molecular function: heme binding. Gene Ontology annotation, cellular component: plasma membrane. The record is from RefSeq and is a predicted model, not a curated record. The coding region runs from base 60 to 905 and encodes 281 amino acids.
UUCUAAUUUCUUUUUUUCCCAAAAGCACUUUUACUUUUUCUAAGAUUUGGGAAAUUUCAAUGGCUUCAAAUCUCACUUCUCGUCUAGCUUUCCGUCUCCUCCGUUCCGCCGCCACCGGCGCCGCCGCCGCCACCACCACCACUCUCUCCAAAUCUCACUCUUUAAUUUCACUCCUUCACCGCCAAUCACAGCCCUUAAAUUUUUCCCGUUUCAACCCGAACCAACCCCUUUUCACCCUUCGAUCCUUCUCCACACUCUCCCGGCCUGCUAAAUCCCACAGAUCAGCCCGGCCCGAUAUUGGUGCUCGAGCCCGACAACUCCAAACCCGGCGUCUCUGGACUUACGCGAUCACAUUCAGUUGCAUAGCUGGGUUCAUAGUAAUAGUCCUUAACCAGUUCCAAGACCAGCUUGUAUUUUACGUUACACCUACAGACGCACUAUCACAACACUCACAAAACCCUACAAAAUCAAAAUUCCGACUCGGCGGGUUAGUGUUAGAAAAUAGUGUAACACCAAUCCCUAAUUCACCUGAAAUGGAAUUUGUGAUUACUGAUUUGAUUACUGAUAUUUUGGUUAAGUAUGACGGGUCGUUGCCCGAUCUUUUUAGGGAAGGGCAUUCUGUUGUAGUUGAAGGGUUUGUAAAGCCGUUUACGGAGGAAAUGAAGAAGAAAGAGAGUGGGAUUUUGAGUGAGAAGAAGUUAGAGGUGACGAAAAAGGCGAGGAGCGGGGAUUGUUAUUUUGCAGCUACGGAAGUGUUGGCGAAACACGAUGAGAAGUAUAUGCCACCUGAAGUUGCAAAUGCACUUGAGAAGAAUAAGCAGUUGCUGCUUAGUCAGCGGAUGGAAGGAAAUGAGGAACAGGGUGAUGGUGAUGGUGUAACGCCUCCAGCUACAGCGAGGGCGUAAGGGUAAAAAUUCUAAUUGAAUUUUUUGAUGAUGGAGUUUUCUUAAAGUUACAAUUUUGAUUAUACUAUUGUUUUAGAUUUAAUUGAAGGAUGGCAGGAAAGUUAAGGAUAUGUAGGUGAUUUAUUGAGGUUAUGAUGAAUUUUGUUGUCAUAGUAUUUGAUUUCAUAUUGUACUAACCCUGUGAAAUGGGGUUUGAGUUUAGAAUUUUUAGGAUAGUGAAUAAUUGAAUGAAAUUAUUUUUAUAACAAUGGAUGUUUGUAAUUCUUAUUCUUCACUCUCAAUGUGGAGGACAUUGAUGAAAGAAAUAGAGAGGUCGGCUGGUUACGGAUUA